CCCAUGGACGCUACGAGCGAAAGCGACGAGACUUCCAGCGACGUUACGAGUCAAGUGCCGCAGUGCGGCUCCGGCUGCUUCCUUCCGCUGUUGGAGGAGGAGGACCGCAGCUGGAGCAGCUUCCUUCAAGGGGAAGAGGCCCACGAGGGCGGUCGAGUGGUCGACGGCCUGCGUGCCAUCCGGAAGCACGAGGAACUCUUUCUGAGGAAGAUUCACAGCCUCAGGCCAAGGCCCACCGCGGAUUCCUCUCCGUCCCCCUCCCCGCCGUCCCGGCCGUCCCGGCCCCGCCUGGCGUUGGCCUUCUCGGGGGGCGGAGUGCGUGCGGCCUUCGUGGCCACUGGGGUCUUGUGGCGCCUGGCGGC
Molecule: messenger RNA, 362 nt
Organism: Cladocopium goreaui
Lineage: Eukaryota; Dinophyceae; Suessiales; Symbiodiniaceae
Source: the annotation of a GenBank genome assembly